Messenger RNA from Dentiscutata erythropus, 503 nucleotides. NCBI's taxonomy places the organism in Eukaryota, Fungi, Glomeromycota, Glomeromycetes, Diversisporales, Gigasporaceae. The record is from the annotation of a GenBank genome assembly.
GUGCUACCAUUUUAACACCUGAACAGAUUGAGAAAUUAGAUAUCUCAAAAAUAAGAAACCACUUUUUCGAGGAGCUUAGGAAAGUACAAUUCAUCUCAUUAGUCCCUCCUUCAGAAAAUGACCCCCAAGAAAAAGAAAACAAUUAUCCAAAUGUAGGAUCUUUAAAGUUGUUAGACGAGUCAAUUACAAGUGAAUUAUCUAGUUCAUCUAGAACCUAUUCAUUUUCUGAGCCCAUUGAGGCGGGUGGGUCCCUCUUGGAUCGUGUACAGGAAAAGCAAAAAAAGAAAAGAAAGUCAUCAAAACCCAAACCUAUUCAAAGUUCUGAUUUACCUGAGAUUUCAACCAAAGGCUCCUGCCAAAAUUCCUCACUAGACAUCUCAUAUGAUCUAAUUACUUCAAUUGGAAAAAAUCAUAUCGAAGCAGAAGAAGCUAUACGCGAAUCAGAAAAAUGCCUAGCUCAUAACUCAUCUUUUAGCUCAUUAUAUUCAGCAAAAGUACUCUAA